Messenger RNA from Sphenostylis stenocarpa, 1113 nucleotides. The record is from the annotation of a GenBank genome assembly. NCBI's taxonomy places the organism in Eukaryota, Viridiplantae, Streptophyta, Magnoliopsida, Fabales, Fabaceae.
AUGAACUAUUUGUACCCUGUGAAAGAAGAGUACUUGGAAUCGUCACCACCAUCGUCCUCAUCAUCGCCAACGUCUCAAACAGGUGGUGAUGAGUCAGCAAUGGUUCCUCCUCCGAGGCCAAUGGAGGGGCUUCACGAAAUGGGGCCGCCCCCAUUUUUGACCAAGACGUAUGAUGCAGUGGAGGACCCCACAACGUUCCACAUAGUUUCAUGGAGUAGAGGCGGUUCCAGCUUUGUGGUUUGGGAUCCUCACGCUUUCUCCAGAGACCUUCUCCCUCGAUACUUCAAGCACAACAAUUUCUCAAGUUUUGUACGGCAACUAAACACUUACGGUUUUAGAAAAAUUGAUCCCGAUAGGUGGGAGUUUGCAAACGAAGGAUUCCUGAGAGGGCAUAGGCACCUUUUGGCAAACAUAAGGAGAAGAAAGCAACCUUCUCAGCCUUCUACUUCUCAACAAGGACAAGGUCACUGUGUUGAAGUUGGUCGUUUUGGACUUGAUGAAGAGGUUGAUCGUUUGAAGCGUGACAAGCACGUGUUGAUGAUGGAGCUUGUAAAGCUGAGACAGCAGCAGCAGAAUACCAGGUCAUACCUUGAGGAAAUGGAGGAGAGGCUACGAGGGACAGAAAUUAAGCAGCAACAGAUGAUGGCUUUCUUGGCUAAAGCUAUGAAGAACCCCACCUUCAUCCAGCAGCUACUCCAGCAGAAAGAGAAGAGGAAGGAGCUUGAAGAGGCCAUGUCCAAGAAAAGGAGAAGGCCAAUCGAGCAAGGACCAAGCGGGGUUGGAGAAUCAAGCAUUAGAGGGGAAGGCAGAAGCAGUGUUAAAGUGGAGCCCCUAGUGUUUGGUGAAUAUGGAUUUGGAGUCUCAGAGUUGGAAGUGCUAGCUUUGGAGAUGCAAGGUUAUAGUAGGGGAAGGAGGGAACAAGAGGAAGAACCUGAGGCACUAGAAUCACAAGAGAGGCUGGAGAAAGAGCUUGAUGAAGGGUUCUGGGAAGAACUGUUCAGCGAGGGUUUUGAGGGUGAAUUAGAUAUUCCAACUUCGCAAGACCAAGAUGACGAAGAAGAUGUCAACGUGUUAGCCAAUCGCUUUGGUUACUUGGGAUCAAGUCCUAAAUGA